CAUGUACACGCCCCGCAUACACACACGGUCCAACAUCAUCACCAUCACGCAGCACGGCCUGUGCCUGCUCGCAAACCCACCACAACUGUCGUGAGCAAGAAACUUGUCGAGGAGUGCGCGAAGAAGCCGCGAAGCCACCUCGGCUCCCAGGUCUACAAGUCGGAACCGUCCGUCCCGCGACUAGAGGCCAUUGACGUGCACGCCAGAGUGAAGCAUCACAACAGCAUGACGCCAAUCCCGUACUUUGAAGGCAAGGAGAAUUGUACUUACACUGUUCGUGUGCCGCGAGAUUACGUCGCCCACCAAAGCAGCUCGGAUCAAGGCUCCUCCUGCUUGGAGGAGAUUUGCAAUCAUCGUCAAGUGUGGGGCACAGAUGUGUACACGGACGACUCGGACGUGGUCGCUGCUGCUGUGCAUUCUGGCUGGCUGAAGGGCGACUUUGGAGAGUUCAACGACGAUCUGCGCGAACUGGAAGCCGAACCUCGCGAAGACGGCGAGGCACCCGCUCAAGAAGGCGGAGAAGCCGAGGACGCAACAGCACCACCACACUCUCUUACCAAUCGACCCCGCAAACCCGCCUCGCCUCCUCCCGGCCGCGACGCGCACAUCACCCUCCUUCUCCUUCCCCCGCUCGAACACUACGCCAGCACCACGCAGCACCACAUUCGCUCCCGCGAAUGGGCAGGGAAUCACGACGGCAUGUCCUUCAUGAUUCACCGGAUCGACUUCGUGGACGAGGCGCCGGGCAGCCGAUUCCGGGAGCGAGGGGCCAAAACGCGCAAAGCGAGGAUU
Neohortaea acidophila is the source of this 792-nucleotide messenger RNA. Its product is annotated as histone deacetylation protein Rxt3-domain-containing protein. NCBI's taxonomy places the organism in Eukaryota, Fungi, Ascomycota, Dothideomycetes, Mycosphaerellales, Teratosphaeriaceae. The record is from RefSeq and is a predicted model, not a curated record. The transcript has a single exon. The annotation marks the transcript as partial.